Molecule: messenger RNA, 1340 nt
Organism: Desarmillaria tabescens
Lineage: Eukaryota; Fungi; Basidiomycota; Agaricomycetes; Agaricales; Physalacriaceae
Exons: 9
Coding region: 114-1181 (355 amino acids)
Source: RefSeq, a predicted model, not a curated record
ACUAUGAAAUGCAUGAACCGAGUUGGUAUUUUUAUGGUAGCCACUGCGCGGGUCGGAGGAGAAUCCUUUAAAUUCGAGUGUUCGCUGACGAUAGAGCUCAUUGAAGCGCACCCAUGUUGCUCUCGACCUUCUUUAUACUCCCUUCACUCAUUUAUACCGCCCUUGCUCAGCAGAGCAACGAGAAUCCUACCGUUGGCGGUAACCAAGAUGACGGCUGGCAGAAAUUUCCUGACGUCGUCGAUGCCACCGGGUAUCCUAAAUGGGUUGUCGAUGAAGACCUCGGUGCUUACAUGCCUGUAUACCAAUCUUCGGGUCUGAAUGCGACAGAAGUUACGAGGGCAGUCAUCGUCCUACACGGCAAGCCCCGGGAUUGUUGGUAUUAUUGGAAUGCAAUGAACAACGCCCUUUACAAUGCCACUUAUGAUGACCCUACCAUUGUGCGCGAGCAUAUAUCAAUCAUGGGCCCGUGCUUCUUCGACGAAGAUGACGUAAACGCGGGUGCGGCUGAAGAGGGUCAGCUGCUUUGGGGAAGGACGACGUGGAUCAGUGGGCAUUCGAAUGUCGGGCCCGACUCUAUAUCCGGCUACAGCAGCUUCGAUGUACUCGACUCCCUCGUUGCGUAUUAUAUGGACAAGAGUGUCUAUCCUAAUCUAGAGGUUGUCGUCGUUGGAGGACACUCAGCUGGUGCCCAGAUGGCUCAGCGCUACGCCGCCCUGAGAAGCACAACAGACGACGAUGAUCGGUUACAUUUCUGGAUCGCGAAUCCGGGAUCUCUCCUCUGGCUAACGUCAGACCGUCCGGUCUCGGUCGAAGAUUGCGAUGGUGUAGACGACUACAAGUACGGCUUGGAGUCCAACUUCCCUGCAUACGCAACUGCGGAUGCCCGCAAACUGGGAAGGUCUGGAAUCGUUGAGAGGUACAAUGGCCGCAACAUGAAUUACGCCUGGGGACUGACGGAUUACGCCAACGGAGACCACAGAUGUCAGGCAUCCGCUCAAGGAAAGAACCAUAUCAGGAGAGGAAAGAACUUUGUCAAGAUGUUGAAAGCUAUGGGCGGUCUCCCUAAUCUUACCACCGUCGACUACGCGGAAAACAUUGGUCACUCUAACGAGGGAAUGAUGACAAGUGAGGGCGGGAUUGAUAAGUUAUUCCGAUAUGUGUCGAACAGCACAACCACCUAACGCGACAACGUAAGGUUCCAUUUGGACGGCUAUUUUGAAUUAUUCAGGUUUUUAUGGACUCGUAUAUAUCAUUUGUCUAUUCAUUGCUCUCGUCGGUCUAUUAUAAGCUAGACAUCUUUUCAUAUUCUUGAAUGAUGACAAUUUUAAAUCAGAUUCAGG